GCGACUGCGCGCUGCCGCUCCCUCCGCUCCAGUUCGCCCUGGCGGGCGCGGCGGCGGCGGCGUCGGGGGAGCGCGGCCGGGGCGAUGCGGCGCUACCUGCGCGUCGUGGUGCUGUGUCUGGCCUGCGGCUUCUGCUCGCUCCUCUACGCCUUCAGUCAGCUCGCCGUGUCCCUGGAGGAAGGGGCGGGCGGCGGUGGCGGGAAGCCGCAGGCCGCAGCGGCUUCCUGGCUCGCGGGCGGCGGGCGCGGCGCCGUGAGAGGCGCGGGCACCUCGACGCAUCCCGGUCGGUCGGACAGGUGUAAAGAUUUCUCUCUGUGUUGCUGGAAUACCUAUUGGAUGCUGCCCUCUGAUGUUUGUGGAAUGAACUGCUUUUGGGAAGCGGCUUUUAGGUAUAGUCUAAAAAUACAGCCUGUUGAGAAAAUGCACCUGGCUGUAGUUGCCUGUGGUGAAAGACUGGAAGAAACUAUGACCAUGUUGAAGUCAGCUAUCAUUUUCAGCAUCAAACCUCUUCAGUUCCAUAUUUUUGCAGAAGAUCAGCUACAUGAUAGCUUUAAAGGCAGACUUGAAAGCUGGUCCUUUCUACGAACAUUUAAUUAUACAUUAUACCCCAUAACCUUUCCAAGUGAGAAUGCCGCAGAAUGGAAAAAACUCUUUAAACCAUGUGCUUCCCAGAGAUUGUUUUUGCCAUUAAUCCUAAAAGAAGUUGACUCACUAUUGUAUGUCGACACUGAUAUCCUUUUUCUGCGACCUGUUGAUGAUAUUUGGUCUUUACUAAAGAAAUUUAAUUCAACACAAAUUGCUGCGAUGGCACCAGAGCAUGAGGAGCCCCGAAUAGGAUGGUAUAAUCGCUUUGCCAGACAUCCAUACUAUGGAAAAACUGGAGUAAACUCUGGAGUUAUGUUGAUGAACAUGACUCGAAUUAGAAGGAAGUAUUUCAAGAAUGAUAUGACAAGUGUCCGACUACGAUGGGGAGAUAUACUUAUGCCAUUGCUUAAAAAGUACAAACUAAACAUCACAUGGGGUGACCAAGAUCUGUUGAAUAUCAUAUUUUUUCAUAAUCCAGAAAGCCUUUUUGUUUUUCCGUGUCAAUGGAAUUAUCGACCAGAUCAUUGUAUAUAUGGAAGCAAUUGCCAUGAAGCAGAAGAAGAAGGAAUCUUUAUUCUUCAUGGGAACAGAGGUGUUUAUCACGAUGAUAAGCAACCGGCGUUUAGAGCUGUUUAUGAAGCACUGAGAAAUUGUUCUUUUGAAGAUGAGGACAUCAGUUCCUUGUGGAAAUCUUUAGAACUGGAAUUACAAAAGACAGUGCACACAUACUGUGGAAAAAUUUACAAAAUAUUUAUCAAACAACUAGCAAAAAGCAUAAGAGACCGUUACGAUAGACCCCCAAAGGAAAGGUGAUUCCUGGUGACUGCUGAGUCAAGUGGAUGAAAACAACCAAGUAUCAGAGGAUGAAUGUGAAGGAAUCAUCUUGGAUGAAGUAUUCAGAAAGGAAUUAUUCAUCUCCAGAAUAAUUUUCUUCCUAAAGAAGUUAAAUGGGAAAAAAAUAAAAAGAAGUUAAAUGAGCAGUAUAUUUCAUGUAAUGAAGAAUAAGUUAAAGUCUUGGACUCCAGCAUGAAGCAUUUUUGAUCUCUGAUGUUUUGUGAUGUUAACUUGCUGUCAUUCCAGUAUUGAUUUAAAUAUUGAGUGGUCUUAGCCUACAGACUUCUGUUGACUCUUCCUCUUUAGUAAGAACGGGAGGAGUGUCUGGAUGAAGAAAACGUACCUCAUAUGCAGUGGAAACACUCAGACUGAGUAUAGCAAUAAUUUUAUGUUAGCACUAACCUCACUUUAAAUGUGUGAGAAAAAAGUUGUUUACAGGAGCAGAAAAGGUUCUGUUUCUAAAGAAAUGUGAUGUAACAGUGUAACCAUUGACAAUCUGUAUGUGCCUUUAUACAUUUCAUCUCUGUUUUAAGAUAUUUUUGUGACAAUCAUGUUUAAAAGUACUUUUAGAUUAUGAAGUAAGCUGUCUGUUAAAAAUUGAGCUAUAUAAGAAAAAGGAAAAAUAGUGAAAACUUUGGGGUUUAAAUGUCUCUGUGUGUAUGUGUGUCUGUGUGUAUGAGAGAGAGAUGCAAUGUCUUCAUUUUGUAUGUGUUAAAAUGUCUUGCCAAAACUCAGAUCUGAGAUUGUUAAAUAGAUAUUUGGGGAAACUUUUUAUCACUUUAAAUGAAAAAUUUCAGCUUUACUGGGCAUUCUGGGAGCAAAGUGUACUAUGGUGAUAAAGUGAACACCUUAGUAGCAUACUAAUAUGACGGUGGAAAAUGUGAUGGACCAAAAUGCAUAAGCUAUAUACAUUCCUGUGAUCAAUAAUUUUAGUUAAAACAGAGUAGGGAAAAAGUGUCCAUUUAAACUUCUACCUCAUAAUGGCUUUGCAAGAUAUUUUUGAAGAAGCAAAUGGGUGUAGAGCCUUACGUAAUACACCUUUGGUGGGUGAUUUGGAUUAAGCAGAUUGUUACAUUUGACUAUAGGAAAAGUAGUAUGAUUAGGUUAGUGUGCAUAUCUUUCUUUUUUGAACAUCACUUAAGACAGGUAAUUUUUGCAGUCUUGAAGAUGAGAAGAAUCUCACUUCUCUGGCUUUCUUGACCUACUGCCUGACGUAUCUAUAGAUUCUGAGUACUCAGCAUUACUUUGCUGAGGUGCAUAACUCAUUUUAGUGGCAGCUCUCUGGUAUCUUCUUUUUUUGUCUUUAAUAUUUCAGUGUGCAAGUAGAGAAGAGAAAAUCACAAAGGAAAAUUAUCACUCAUGGCAAAUCAUGGCAAUUGUCUUUGUGAAGCCAGUGCCCUGUGUGGAGACAAGGGAUAUGCAGAAGGAGAUGGUCAGGGCAGUCGUCCUUGUCCUCUGCAGGGCAGUCGUCCUUGUCCUUUGCAGGGCAGUCAGGGACAGACCGAGAGAGGAAGGUCUAAGAGAGGCAGAGGGGAAGUUGAUAUCCAGCUCAGCACUUGUAUAACAGAUAAGUUAGCAUGAGCUGGGUUUCCCUGGGCAAAACUGUCAACUGUGUUGAAAUUGAGCUUGCUGAGUGUAAAAUCAGAAUUCUAAAAUUUUGAAGUUUGUAGGAUAUAUACAUAAGUUUAUCUCUAGUACUCCCCAGAUAAGACCAUUGCUUGCCUGACUAUGUAAGAGUCUUGUUGGGAGCUGAUUAAGAGUAGAUUCCUAUGCUUCACCUUUUGGAGACUCUGGUAUGUUGUAUUUAGUAUGGGGCCCACAAAAAUUUUUUUUAACUAAGAGUUUUAAAAAUUAUACAAGAGUAGAAUAGUGCAUUGAUACUCAACAUCUGAGACAACCCUUAUCAACAUCUUACUGUAUUUGCUUCAUCUAUCCCUUUUGGCUGAAGUAUCUUAAAGAAAAUCCCAGACAUUGUGCUAUUUCACAUCUAUGAACAUUCUGAUAAUGACAGUUGACAUCACACCUAACAAAAGUAGUGGCAGUCCUCUGGCUUCCUUUCAUAGCCAUCCCUAAGUAAGUUUCCUGGAUCAUUUCACAUAUGCCAUCUUACAGUUGGGGUGUCAGAAUCAGGUUACAGAAAUAAGUCACAUUAUGAUGUUGUUUGUAACAGUCACUUCAGAUGAUUUUGAUGUUGGCUAGCUUGGGAGCCACUGAAAGUUAUUUUGCCAACUUGAAGUUAGGAUGUCACAAUUCUUGGCACAGUAGAUAGCUUAUAACUGUGAUUUUGAAAUAUUAUAUUAGAGGAAGCAGUUGGACUUACAAGAUAUGAAUUUAUUUUAGUAAGUUACUUAAGAUUUAAUUUUCUCAGUGAACAGAGAAAUCUCGGCACCCCGGGCUCUCUGUGUCCUGUGGUGUCCCUCAUGCGGUGGCUUAGUUCCCCUGUCACACACUGUAUGUUGUAGAUCUUGGGAAGUUCUUCAUCUGCUUUGUUUAGACCUGACUUAAAUGAUCACUGUACCAUAAAUUAGAUUACAGUGAGAACUUUCUAGAGACUGUAUUUUGCCUGAAACUAAUGAUACCACAGUGUCUGUAACAAUUUUAAAAUGAAUUUUCUGAAUUUAUUUUUAGCCAAGGUAACUUUCUCCUUGAGGAUUGUAAAGAAAUGAAGUUCUCAAAGUUGAUGAGGUUAAGUUGUAGAUGGACAACUUGAAGAGUGUAUCACAUUGUUUUUUGGUAUAAAUAGCCUGUCAUAAAACAUAAUGUAUCUAUGCAGUUUAUAUAAAUUACACUCUAUAUGCUUUGAGCCUGUGUGUUAGAACAAGUCUGACCUCAGAACUAUCUCUGGGCUAUGGUAUCACCAAAGAGGGACGACUUGAUAAUGGAGUCAGACUUGAUUUGUGUGAAGUAGACAAGAACCUGGAAAACCUUUAGAAAACAUAUAUUGUGAUUUACAUUUAAGAAAAUGUGUACUUUCAUUCCUUACCAGGAGUAGUUGAUUAUGUAUAGGCCUAACCACUUCAGAGCCUGAAAUAACAGCACUGCUAUGCGGUGCACCCUCCUGCCUCCUGCCAGACGUUACGGUGCAAUGGAGGAGGACCAGACUGUGAACUGGAUCGGAUUCUCUCUUGGCCAGGGACCUCAGGCGUGUUAGUUCACCUUCUCUGUGCCUUAGGUUUUUAACUACAAUCACAUGCCCUUCCAUCCUCACAAGAUGCGACUUGGAAGAGGGAAUGGAUUGAGGAGCAUUCUGAGUGGCUUACGUGGUGCUGCCCUAGUGCUCCUGCUAAAGUUCUGCUGUGCUCGGUUGUCUCCCUGUUUAUUGAGGCGGAUGUUUUCUGACAUGUAUCUGCAGUAUGAAUUAGUUUAUAUUAUGUAAGGAAGAGUUUUCAGGAAGAGAAAGUUGAGAAGAAAAGAAUUGUGUAACCGAAUAACCAAA
Molecule: messenger RNA, 4855 nt
Organism: Otolemur garnettii (small-eared galago)
Lineage: Eukaryota; Metazoa; Chordata; Mammalia; Primates; Galagidae
Gene: GXYLT1
Product: glucoside xylosyltransferase 1
Exons: 8
Coding region: 85-1398 (437 amino acids)
Biological process (GO): protein O-linked glycosylation via N-acetylgalactosamine
Molecular function (GO): UDP-xylosyltransferase activity
Source: RefSeq, a predicted model, not a curated record